AUGAAGAUCACUGGAAAUGAUACGCUACAAAGAGAAGCCCGGCGACGGAGAAUUGUUUUGAACCGGAGUCAAAAGGAUCUCCUCGAAGCAUGCUUUAAGUGGAACCCUUACCCUGGUAUAGCUACCAGGGAACAGCUAGCCAAAGAUACUGGUAUCCCGGAGCCUAGAAUUCAGGUUUGGUUUCAAAACCACAGAACGAGACAAUUAAAGGCCCAGCGACUGAAGUCUAGAAGGUCCACAGGAGAGCAAACCCAGGUUCAGGUUCAGCCUUUGCUAAAGACUCAAGAAUAUUUAGGGGCAGGACACAGAAGAAACCGGUUAUACCUGACAAGAUCUCAAAUCAGCGUCCUAGUUCAAGCCUUUGAGAAGAACCAGUUCCCUGGUAUUGCUACUAGGGAAGAACUGGCUAAAGAAACAGGCAUUCCAGAAUCAAGAAUUCAGAUAUGGUUUCAGAACCGAAGAGCACGGCACCAGAAGCGGAGCAAAGGGGCACCUGUGAAUUCCUUGGCAGAUGCCCCAGAUGUGAGGAAAGAGCUGACUGUUCAGCAGCACCAAAAUGACCCUUCUACUGUCCCAAGCAGGUCCCAUGAUAUUCCUCCCUCUAAUUCUUUCAUUAUCAACCAAAAAAAUUCUUGUCUUAUACUCUACACAUCCUUUGUUCCUUGGGAUCCCUUUGCAGGUCAUGCAAACCAGGCACCAACUAUCUUGGUGGUCCAGCCCACCCAGACUGUGCAGGGGUUGGAGAACCCUCACCCACCUCUGACACCAGUGAAUCAGCUGCCAACAGUACUGCCUCCAGAAAGGGAGUUCUUAGAUACUGAGACUCCUUUAUGUCCCCAGGACCAAGGAAAAUGCCAGGAUCGCAGUGAGCCCAUUGAACCCAUUGACCUGGAAGUACUAGAGUCAAAGAAUUAUUUGCAGUUUAAACUUGAUAGUAAAAAGCAGUGGAAGGAUCUAAGUCAUCAAGACAUAACUUUCUUUAUUGAAUGGUGGGAUGAGUGCUGCCAAGCUCUGAUUGCAGAAUGGGAGCCUCCUGAAGGGACACUCUGA
This is a messenger RNA of Choloepus didactylus (southern two-toed sloth), 1050 nucleotides long. Its product is annotated as double homeobox protein B-like. Gene Ontology annotation, molecular function: DNA binding. NCBI's taxonomy places the organism in Eukaryota, Metazoa, Chordata, Mammalia, Pilosa, Megalonychidae. The record is from RefSeq and is a predicted model, not a curated record. Bases 1 to 1050 code for a protein of 349 amino acids. The transcript has a single exon.